This is a messenger RNA of Petromyzon marinus (sea lamprey), 1648 nucleotides long. RefSeq names its product leucine rich repeat containing 74B (gene LRRC74B). Gene Ontology annotation, molecular function: protein binding. The record is from RefSeq and is a predicted model, not a curated record. Lineage: Eukaryota; Metazoa; Chordata; Hyperoartia; Petromyzontiformes; Petromyzontidae.
GGGGGUGACACUCGGCGGGGGUGACACUCGGCGGGGUGACACUGAGACGCGGGGUGGGUGAGAGACGGCCGCUCGGCAUGGACGACGUUUCGCACCCGAGUCGGCCUGGCCACCCACACAGCCGCGGCGGCGUCAGCGAUCGCGAGGUGAGCCGCAGUGCCGGCUUCCGCGAUUCGGAGCGCCCCGAUGGUGGAGGAGGAUCGCGUGAGGAUGGUGGAGAGAGCGAGGGCACCGAGGGGCGGACGAUCGCUCACGAUGGAGGCGAUGGAGCUGAGGGGGACGAGGGCUGGGACACCGACCUGGAGGGUGAAGUGGGUGGCGCCGGUGCGCUGGGCGUGCACAUGGCGCGAGCGCAGUACGAGGAGGCGUGCCGCCAGCUGCGUCUCGUCCCCGUGUCGUUCUUCUCGCGACACAUGCACGAGGCGCAGCUCAGCCUUGCGCACCAUGGCCUGGGGCCCCAGGGCGUCCACGCCGUGUGCCUGUCGCUCGUCAGCAACACGUCACUGACAAGCCUGGACCUCCGGGACAACUGUGCGGGAGCGAUGGGCAGCGUCUACCUGGCGGACAUGCUGAGAGAGAACGUGUCCGUACAGAACCUGGACGUGCGGGACAAUGCUCUGGGCGACGCGGGAGGCACGGCACUGGCGCCCGUGCUGCUGGAGAACGCGACGCUGACGCGGCUCGUGCUGGACGGGAACCGCGUGGGCGACACCACGGGGGCCGCCCUUGCCACAGCCCUUGCCACCAACCACACGCUCUGCUCGCUCAGCCUCGCUCACAACCAGCUGGGGCGCGGGUCAGGUGAUUGGUUGCAGCUGCUGCUCAGCGAGAGCUCUGGCCUGAAGGAGCUCAACUUGAGCUGGAACGAGAUCCGAGGGCCAAGUGCGGUUGCCUUGGCGAAGGGGCUCUCCGCGAACGUGGUGCUGCGUGUGCUCGACGUGUCGAGCAAUGGCCUGGGCAAGGAGGGAGCGUCGGCACUGGGGGCAGCGCUCAAGACGAACGACGUCCUCGAGGAGCUCAACGUCAGUAACAAUCGCAUCAACCCCGAGGGCGCAGUCCUCCUCGCCAAGUGCCUGCAGCUCAACUCCACCCUGCGGACUCUCUCCAUGGGCAGGAACCCCAUGCAGUCAGCUGGGUGCUUUGCGAUCCUCACGGCCGCCAAGAACUCAUCGUGUGCGCUUGAGAGGUUGGACUUCACGGCAAUCCAUGUGAACGCUGAUUUUGAGGAGCUGCAUGAACAGGUGCGAGGAUUGAACCCGAAUCUUCACGUCAAACACGGAGGGCUCGUGCCUUCAAAGAGGCGGCCCAAGCCAAACCCCACCAGCAGCGCCACGACCGACGUCACUACCGACGUCACUACCGACAUCACAGUCGAUACAACGACCGACAUCACAACCGACACCACUACCAACAUCACUCCCGACAUCUCGACCGACAUCACGACCGAUACCACAACCACCGUUGUAUCCGCCGCAACCACGUAGCCACCACAACCACAACCGCCGUUACACUUCACACCACAGCUAGCGCAACACAUUCUCCAGCGGAGGGAGCUGGUAGGAACGUUGGGUUGCUCGGUCAAUGGCCAGGGUCAACGGCGGCACCACGUGGUGUAUUCCGCAAAUAUGCCCGACUGUGAGGGCGGGCA